Chrysochloris asiatica (Cape golden mole) is the source of this 282-nucleotide messenger RNA. RefSeq names its product binder of sperm protein homolog 1 (gene BSPH1). The transcript has 3 exons. NCBI's taxonomy places the organism in Eukaryota, Metazoa, Chordata, Mammalia, Afrosoricida, Chrysochloridae. Gene Ontology annotation, molecular function: heparin binding. The coding region runs from base 1 to 282 and encodes 93 amino acids. The record is from RefSeq and is a predicted model, not a curated record. Gene Ontology annotation, cellular component: cell surface.
AUGGAGGAUGGCAAAUGUGCCUUUCCAUUCAACUAUAAAAAACAAACAUUCUAUAGUUGCAUCCGGGUUUCAGCAAAACACAACUGGUGCUCAUUAAAUAAGACUUACCAAGGAUAUUGGAAGUAUUGUGGUAAGGAGGAUACUGCAGACUGUGUGUUUCCCUUCUGGUAUAAACGACUGAUCUACUGGGAGUGUACAAACGAUGGACAUUUAUUUGGGAAAAAAUGGUGUUCGUUAACUCACAAUUAUAACAAGGAUCAUCACUGGAGAUAUUGUGAUUGA